Messenger RNA from Harpia harpyja (harpy eagle), 2802 nucleotides. RefSeq names its product SH2 domain-containing protein 4B-like. Gene Ontology annotation, cellular component: myosin complex. The coding region runs from base 60 to 1616 and encodes 518 amino acids. Gene Ontology annotation, molecular function: protein binding; cytoskeletal motor activity; ATP binding. Lineage: Eukaryota; Metazoa; Chordata; Aves; Accipitriformes; Accipitridae. The transcript has 15 exons. The record is from RefSeq and is a predicted model, not a curated record.
GUACAAAAUUAACUAUUGUCUCUGUUCUUCCAGCCACUAUCUCAAGGACGGGGACACUGAUGCCUCAUGUGAAAGCCAAGGUCAUACCAGGAGCAGACAAGUUCAAUAGCACACGAAAACAGUCUGCUGGAGCUCAGUUCCGGCAUUCCCUGAUGAUGCUCAUGGAGAGGUUGUAUUCUGCCAACCCCCACUUUGUGCGCUGUAUAAAGCCCAACAGCCAGAAGGAGCCAGGUGUAGUGGACAGCCAGGUGGUGCUGCAGCAGCUCCGGUACAAUGGACUGCUGGAGACAAUACGUAUCCGAAGAGAUGGUUUCUCCUGGAGACCUUCAUUUGAGGAAUUUGCUGAAAGAUAUGGAAUUCUUCUAGUUAAACCAGAUGUUUCCCUCACAAAAGAAAGCUGCUUGGAGAUACUGCAAAGUACAGAGCUGACAGGCUGGAUAUGUGGGAAGUCACGACUUUUCUUUAAAUAUUGGCACCAGGAACAGCUGGGAAAGUAUGUGGAACGACUGGAAAGAGCAGCAGUUGUCAUACAGAAAGUUUUCAGGGGAUUCAGAUACAGGAAGAGUUACCUAAAACUGGUGGCUGAGCAGAGAGCUCAGGCACGGAGGCUACAGGAGGAGGCAGAGAGAGAAAGAAGACAGCAGCUGGCGGCAGAAGCAGAGGCUCAGAAAAGAAUCUCCUUUCCAGUCCCCAUGCCACGAAAGAGGCACCCUCAGCCUUCUCCCAAUCCUCCUGAUAAGCCACCACAGCCACCAGUGCCACGGCCACGGAGCAAACUAACAGAGUCCACUCCUUUUGAUAACUUCUUGGACCGUUCUGCACCUCGCCCUGUUCUGGGGACAAAGAAACAGGCUGGAGAAGAGGCAAAAAUAAGGAAAUGCAAGAGAGGAGCAAGUCUCCGCUGGUUCAAAGAGACGCAGGCUGAGAAGGUUGUGCAGGAUGAUGGGGCCUUUCCAAGCUGGCUGCAUGGGAUGAUCAGCCGGAGGGAAGCUGAAAACUUACUGAUGGACGAGCCUUUGGGUUGCUUCCUUGUUCGGAUCAGCCAGAGCCAACCGGGCUAUACCUUAACAUACAGGGGCGAAGGCCGCUGCAGACACUACAUGAUCCAGGUGCAGCCCAAUGCACGCUAUGUCAUCCUGGGGGAAGACCAGGCUCACGCCUCGCUCACUGAACUGGUUCAGUAUCACCAGGCUGUGGGCAUCCAGCCCUUCAUGGAAAAACUGACUGUUCCCUGUGGACAGAAAAGUAGUGAGAUUUUGGAUUGCAAAGAUCUGGAGUGCCUCACACUGGAUCUGCCAGCAGCCAUGAGGGAGGCCCCUCCAGAGGAGCAGCCCUGCCCCUCCGGGCCUUCCACCAGCAGAUCUGCUCUGCAGUCAAGAGCAGCCGCAGCUCUCAGACACAUGUGGUCCGGGAGGACCAAGAAUUUCCCAGACCAACAGAGCCUGGACAAGAGUAGGACAAAGCCAAGCUCAGGCAAGAAGAGAGUCUUCCCUCGCCUCCACUCCUCCAUACGCCUGGCGAUGCAGGAAAUCCAGCAGUUAUCUUCCGCUCCCUUGAACACUUCUGUACAGAGCUGCUGUCAGUCUCUCAGCACUGAUGAUGUAAAUCCCGAGUGACAUGGUCGAAGUGGCUCAGCCCUAUCUUCCAGUGCUGCCGGGCCUUGCCCAACUUGGUGAACAUAUCCAGACAUACAACAGCCUUUUUUCUUUUUUUGGUUUUUUUUUUUUUUCCUUUUUGUUUUUGCUGCACCCACUGGCCAUGUGCCUUUAGACAGGACUGCUGCAGAAAUUAACUUACAUCAGCACUCAGCUGGUCUCAGUGGCUGAGACUGCAGUAUCUGGACCAGUCCCAUCCUGGCAGAGGGGAGAGGAUGGGAACAGUCGCACUCUGCACAGACCCCUCAGUGCCUGACAGUCUGUGUGUCAGUACUUCAAUGUGCCUGGGGACCCCUCAUUUUGCACUGUUAAUAGUCACAAACUGGAUAUCUCCCAGCAACCUGUUCUGUCACAGAUACCUGUACUGAUUUCCUACCUCUUUUUCAAGUCCUCUGUUUUAGUCCUGUGAUUCCACUACUCUGGGUGCCAAGGGAAGCUGGGCUUGGGAACUAAGGAAUGAACGUGGUGUGUCCUUUUUGUUGAGUGCAGGAGCACUUGAACAGGAGAUGAGACAAGGGGUAGGAAAAUCUUUCUGCAGAGGGAAUUUCCUGCCCUUGCAUCAGUGUGCUGGCACGCGGCUCCACACUCCUUAGCCAGAGCUGGAGUCAGGGAAUCAUUGGUGAAACCCUCUUGUUCAUCCUGGUUGAAAUCACUACAAGUCUGCGUGCGACAACAUCCUACUUUAGACUGAGGGUAGAGGGCUUGCAACAUACAGGACUGUGCUACUUGUUACGUCUUUUCCACCCUUUAAGAUAAAUCUCUUCUAAAUUAAAUUCUUUGUACAAGGAGAAACUCAGCGUUUUCUUUGUUUCUGUUACCUGCAGUCAGUUCAGCCGUGGACUGCAAAUGGAGAACGGCUAAUGCCUCUGAGGGUAGACACAGGAUAAUGCAAAGUGGCUCAGUGCAGAAGCUGAAGGCUUAUGGGUCAGUAAUCCUGGUGUACAACUGCCACCUGUAACAGUGCUCUCCUCCCAUGCCAACGUCAUUUCCCCGUGUAUGCUGUUGGCGAGACCUCCCUUUUGCAGCCUGUGCUGAGCUCCCUCUGACUCAGUGCUUCCCUGGCAGAUGCCUCUGCACCGGAGGACAGCCACACUGCCCACCCCACUUCACCCCUCCCUGGGAGGCACGAGUGUGGCUGAGUCCAGGC